AUGGUCGACUGGAGUAGUCCCAGACUUCUGGAAAUAACAAGCUUCGUCUUCUCUCAGGUGGUGAUGUUCUCGCUCGGUGUAUAUGGAUGGCACAUUUUAUUAACGCUACGCCAUGUGGAAUUACCUCUCGCAGCUCGCAGACUCAAGUUCAGAUGGGCAUUUGUUCCAUACCUUCUCGCUCGUUACGUUCUGCUAGCAUUCUUAAUUUCUCUCAUUGCAACGUCGAAGACCUAUACAAAUCUUUGUCAUAAGUCUCUGAAAGGACUUUGCCUACUUUGUAAUGUCGCCCUAGCAGCUGCAUCGACCAAUCUCUUCGUUCGCACCGUUACCUUGUGGCAUAAUAAGCUCUGGGUGCGAGGUGUUCUUGGGCUAUUUACGCUUGGCCUUUGGGCAGCAGCAUUAACGUCUGCUCUAACUGACUUACACGCUAGCACGCGUAUUUGCGGGAACCCCUACUCGAGUGACGUUCGUGAUAUUUUUGCCUUCUACCUGUCCACUACCGUGUACAAUGCUGUCAUCUUGGUUUUCACAGUGGCUGGCCUGUACUCGAAAACCCUUGCUCAUGUAUCGCCUGUAUGGCAUAUGCUCUACCGACAGGGUAUCUGGUACUUCGUCACGAUGUUGCUGGUGAACAUGGUGGUUUUAAUAUUUGCUGGACUGGAGUUAAAUCCUGUGAUGAAUGUAUUCUUCACGGUGCCAGCAACCGUUGUAAGCGUGAUAUCGUCAUCUCAAGCUGUUGUCUCGCUCGUGAAACUGCAGGAGGAUAGUAAUACAAGCAGUGCAUUGUCGUCUCAGGGGCGAACUGCUGGCGGUACAGCCUCCGUAAAGCGUGCGCAAUUCACAUCUAACAUACAGCUAAAUCUUUCGCUCUGCGACGAUUCGUUGGACCUCGAGAUUCAGGAAGGUGGACCACGAAUAGGGAAAGCCGUCAUCUUCUCUUCGCACGUUGGAGAUCUGCCUGAUACGUCACGCUCGUCGAUAAUCAGCCUCUUCGUUAAUCGGGGAGUUGAUGUCCAGAGCUAUGGCAGCGAUAUGGAAGGCAAGACGAAACACCUCCAAUUUUGA
This is a messenger RNA of Sparassis crispa, 1065 nucleotides long. RefSeq lists its product as hypothetical. The record is from RefSeq and is a predicted model, not a curated record. The transcript is spliced from 15 exons. The coding region runs from base 1 to 1065 and encodes 354 amino acids. NCBI's taxonomy places the organism in Eukaryota, Fungi, Basidiomycota, Agaricomycetes, Polyporales, Sparassidaceae.